AUGUUUCCUGUUCAAGCCAGAUGGCUCUCUCAUGAUAACAAUAUGGAAUAUGAUCUUUGUAGAACUUUUUCACAUUUACCACUCACUGAACAUCCUAAUAAAGAAGGCUAUAUUGCUGUAUAUAAUUCUUGUAUAUCUGUUGCUAAAUGUCAUAAUGCUCCAACACUUGCUCCAGUUCCAGAUGAACUAACGAAUGUUCUGAUGUUUUAUCGCCAUUGGUUUUCACCUAUUCAUCUGAGUUGUUCUCUUGGACGUGCUGAAAAUGCAAAUCAUUUUACCCAUUAUCGCCACCUUACUGGUGCUUUUGGUCUUUCAAAGAAUGUUUGUGCUUUACAAAUUUAUACUGGAACAUUAGGUGCUAUUUUAGAUCUCUCUCCUAAUAAUAACUGGUUUCAUUCAUCUUUACUAAAUGCAGCUAGCUGGUUGAAAAUCAAUACCCGAUUUUUCAAACAAUUCGAUCAAAUGUUUUCAUCAAUUACUUUGACAUGUCCUCUAAACACUUUCCCUACAGCACA
Molecule: messenger RNA, 515 nt
Organism: Racocetra persica
Lineage: Eukaryota; Fungi; Glomeromycota; Glomeromycetes; Diversisporales; Gigasporaceae
Source: the annotation of a GenBank genome assembly